Molecule: messenger RNA, 3224 nt
Organism: Penaeus vannamei (Pacific white shrimp)
Lineage: Eukaryota; Metazoa; Arthropoda; Malacostraca; Decapoda; Penaeidae
Source: RefSeq, a predicted model, not a curated record
AGAGUGUGCGGCAAUGGUUGGUCCUAGACAAAUGAUGGCAAAUCAGAUGAAAUUGUUACGAAAUUUGUGGGCAAGAUCUAGAUUCAUGAAAGAUGUAAUGGCUUAUCAUUCAUUCCCUCUUGUAAAAACGGAGAGAAUAAAGUUAAUAGGAGUCCCUGAAAGAUGGGUAUCAAGCACAAGUGUAAUUAUGAAAGAAUUGAGUUUAGAAGGAAGCAGAGGAUUGAAUUUAAAAUUGGAACAGACUCCAAUUAAUGAAGUGUCAAAGAGUCAUAGUGAUACUGCAAAAGAAAGGAUAACAUCAAUACAGAACACUUUUGCAACUCUGACAAUGAAGCUAGAACGUCUCGGCUGUAUAAAUGCUAAAGAUAUAUUGCGAGCCAUAAAAGUCUUUGAGAGCUGUGCUGAAGACAUUACUAGUAAAGAUUAUCAAAAGCUCUUGCAAAUGACGCUCAGGAUGGUAGAAGAAGAAUAUCGGUCUUGUUCCAGCCAUGUACAAAGAAUAUGGAAGCUCACAGAGGGUAGAGGUGACCUUAUCAGCGAGGAACAUAUCGAGUUGUACUUAAGGAUGUGUUACCUAGCUGAAGUUCCUGUUAACCCUUGGGACGUCCUUAGUCAACUAAAAAUGCUGAAGUUGGAGCCAAACCGUGAAGUGCUAGAGCUUUUUAUGCUGCUCUUUGGAUGGCAGGGAGACUUAGGGGGAGCAACCAGCACCCUGGCCGUCAUGAAGGAGCGAGACAUUCCCAUCACUGAGACCACAUUUACCUCUCUCAUUGUGGCCCAUGGAGUCAAUAAGGAUCCACAGGGUAUUCAGUCUGUCUUGGAUACAAUGAGGAGUGUGCAGAUGUCACCCACCAGGAUCACAUAUGAAGCACUCAUGACAGCCUAUGCCCUUUCUGGCUUGAUCUCGGAGGUGAAGCGCACAGCUAGACAGAUGAGACAGGAAAAAAUAAAUCUGUCUCAGAGCCAGCUAUCAGCUGUACUUCUUAGCAUUAUCAAGAGUGACCAAGCUGGGACAGGAUUUGAAAACAUAGAUUAUAUUGUAGAAAUGAUGGAGGAAGCUGAAGGCAAGAUGGAUUUGUCUAGACUUAUGCUACAGUGUAUCCAUUCUGGUUAUGUGAGGGAAGCUGUUCAUCUUUUGCCCAAGCAGCCUCUGAUAAGACAGAACAACCACUUGUAUACUAAUGCAAUGGUUUAUUUGCGAGAAAUGGUUCAUGCCAGAGUUGAACCAGACUUAUUGGUGGAAAUGUGUAAUGAUAUACGAAGUCAAGAAAUAAACCAGUACUCCCUAGAAGUUGCUCUGGAAUGUGCUCUGGGAGAACACCGAGAGGAGUUGGCCUGGGCACUGAUCAGAGCUCUGAAAACUGUGGGGAAUCCCGUGAGACAGCAUUAUUUCUGGCCUCUUCUUCAUUACAAUGCUCUUACUAGCAAUUCUUCAAAGUUGCUUGGGUGUGUCAAAGAAAUGGUGAAAUUGGAUAUUACACCAGACCUGGAGACUCUUCGUGAUCACGUGAUACCAGGUCUCAUUAUUAACCACCCUAUGUUAACGCUAGAAAUGCUUCAAGGAGCUGGCUUAACAAUCUCUCAGGCAGCCACACCUAUACUCAUUAUCCUCAUUCAGAAUAAGAUGUUAGACCAGUGUUUUGAGUUUGUUAGAGAAGUGAAGCUGUUAUCCCUGCGAGACAUCAUUGCCCCGUUGGCAUCAAUCUGGGCAGUCAGUCCUCAAAGGGUUAUAUCUCUUUUGGGCAUCCUAAUAGAUAUGAAUAGAGCAACUCUUAAUGAGGGAGAGCUGGAGCCAGAUUGGGGUGGGCAGUUUGUCUUAGACUUGUUGAAUUCAAGAGCUGGGCUGAGUGUCAGUCAGAUUCGCCCUCUAUUUGGGGAAUUACACAAGCACAAGAUCAAGAUUUCUGAAAGUGCAAUGGAUAUUUUGAUGACCAGGGCCAACAAGGUAAUCCAGCAAGCCAUUCGGGACAAUGUCAAACUUGUUUUUGAUCCUUCUAUAGGGCAGCCACCGAAGGAAGAAGAGUACAACCUCCUUCCGCAUCCUAACAAAAUGAAUGUAGAGGAACUGGAGUGUCAUCUUGUGGAGUUGCGUGCCAAAGGCCUGAAUUCAAGAGGAACUUUGCGAAGACUGCUCCUCAUGCAUGCUUCGAAUAACAAUACUCAACGUGUUCUUGCACUCAUUAAGGAAGCAGAAGCAGAUGAAUUUAGUCUCAGUGGUGGCAUGAUGUCCAGUAUCAUGACUACUUUGGCUGACAAUGGUAAUGCAGACAGUGCUUUGGCUGUGUAUAAUGAACUGCAAACAAAAUACCCCUCGUUUAACGUGGACGCUUAUAAGGUUAUUGAUUUGUGCACACUCUUAGUGAAAAAGAAGAGAACAGAAGAUGCAGUUGAUAUCCUGAAUAAAUAUCUAGAAGACUCUUCAAAACCACAUGCUAAAAAGGCUAUCAAAAGAAAUUGCUGGAAUCUUUUAACGGCAGCAGCAGAAAAUCAGGAUCAUAAAUUUACAAAAAAGAUAUUUGAUAUUCUUCAGACAAAUAAUGUAAUAGAUAUAGAUACAGUUAUAGCAGGACCAUUGAUAAAAGCAAGACUUAAUAGUGGUGAUUUGGCAGGGGCAGUCAAAGAGGCUGAAUCAGUCUUUAAACAGUACAAGUGUUUACCGAUGAGAAUUGAAAUUCUCGUCCAGUUGAUUCUCCAUUCAAAGCAAGGUGGUACAAGCUCGAAGGAACAUGAGAAACUUCUGCAGUUCAUGUUGGACAUAAUUGUCUUAUCAAGGGGUUCUCUUCAAGCUCACCAUGACCUGCUGUUUGCUUGUUUGGAAGCUGGACAACCAUCUGAUGCUAAGAAAGUGCUACAGAACAUGGGUAGAAAUGUGGACAUGAGAUUAGUGGAACGCCAAUGUGACAGAUAUGCCAAGACAGAAAAGGAUGAACCUCUUUUGCAUUUCCUUACGGCAUGUCGAGGAACUAAUACCAUUGACCAGUACAAAAUCUACAAAGCUCUCCUCAAUCUGUACUACAAACAGAGUGCAGGUGAAAAGGGCCUCUUUUUGUGGACCAUGAUGCAGGAAGACGAAGUGACGCCAACUCCCUCUUUCCUGUCCACUCUUGCAUCGCUUCUCGCUGCCAGUAAUAUCAAGAUUCCCUUCACCGUUCAAUAAGGAUUUUACGUUAUUAUCAUGAUUUUUUUUUUAAUUAUUAUUAUUGUUAUUAUUAUUAUUAUUAUUA